CGCUCGCCCUUCAACCAGAGCGCCCAGGGAUGGCUUCAUAAUUCUCUGGGUUUAGCUGAAAUCUUUGCACACUAAAUCGAGGGCGUCGUGGACAAAGCGCAUUGCCUUCACGCGGCGGCGUUGCACGUCAGACUCGAUAGAAACCACCGCGGUGCCGUACCUUCCCGUGAAGUGCGCUGCUUAACGUCGUCAGACCAAAUAACAGUGACACGCGAACAACAUCUCCUCGCCCCCACCAGCACGCACACCACAGGAAGUGGGCCGACUCGCACGUCAAGCCUGUUUCCGCGUGAAAAAACUCACUCGCCCCAAACGGUGAAUAACUGGAUCCAAUGGCGGCAGUGAGUUCUGAUCAAAAGGUGGAAGAGCCAUCUCCUGAAGGCCUCGAGAGAAGCCACCUAAACACUCAGCUUCUGGAGGAGUUUGCCCAAACUUUGUCCGGGAGCAUAAUGGAGUCCUUAAGAAGCCAAACGGGGACGCUGGACCCUGAGGUGGACCAGAGGGCGUCCACAUUUGACCAGAGGCAGGAGACGUUGGCCGAGGCGAUGGCCUCCGCAGUGAUCCAGGCCGCUCUGCGGGAGGUCUUCAGCACUCAAAGCGCAGCGGAUCAUAUGGAGGCUUCCCAGAGCUGGAAGAGAUGCGACUCUCCGUCCCAGGCGUGGCCCCCCGUCCCGGGAUCCCUCGACUACCCCGACGCCCCUCCCACCACGCCUCUCCUCCCGGAGCUGGAGAGGAGCAGGUACAGCUUCGCCAGGAAGCUCAAAGGAGGCCUGGCGAGGGUUUACCUGCCUUCACCUCCGCCGCCGACCCCGAAGGACGAAGAGGACGCCGGGACCGCCGGAGACCCCCGGGUGGAGCUGAUGGAGCAUCUGAUGCGCUCGCUCUCCACGGACGAUUUGACAGGGGACCACCCCGAAGCGGGGUCUCCCCGCGGAGCCAAGGUGGAGGCUUUGGCGGACGCCGUCUCAUGCGACAUCAUCGGUUCGGUCUUGAGGGGCAAAAGCAGAGAGACGAGAGGCGUCGAUGACGAUCUCCAUGUGCUGGCCCGACAACUGGCCCAAACCAUCAUCACCUCCUCCCUCCAUGAAGCCAAAACGCUGCUCUAGCAUCGGUGACUCGUGGGAUCAUAUUUGUGAGGCCUGGCAAGAAAAAUAAUAAUAUCCACCAACACGUGACCUCCGGUUGGAGUCUGCUGCAAUCAUGUUUUCUUUUUGGAUUCAACUUCUCAAUAAAGUUUGGUUAAAGCUCCUCCAGAUGAAGACGUUUAAUUGGGGAAUAACAAUUUUUAUUUGCAAGGAGUGGCCCGGGAUCCAACAAAAAACAGAACAUUCUUCGUACUAAAAAGUUUAUUGUGGAAGCAGGUUUUAGAAACUGGGUUCGUGGUUUCAUUCACAGAUGACUGCUAAUUCAACUGCAGUGGCUGUGAAUAUCCUGUAGAUGGUAUUACAGAUGCAGCAUCAUGAGCAUGACGUUAAUUACCUUUGGGUGAAAAAGAAAAAAAAUGCUAUUUCGCAAUAAAAUGUUUAUGCCAGGGUGUCGCCGCUUGUUUAUGAAUCUUCCUCAACUUGUGUUGUUUUACUGGAUUUUGCUUUUUUAAUUGAUCCCAUGUAUUGUCAACACCAAAAAUAAAGAUGCCAAUUAUUUCUUACCCCUGUCAAGUUUUUU
Molecule: messenger RNA, 1665 nt
Organism: Pungitius pungitius (ninespine stickleback)
Lineage: Eukaryota; Metazoa; Chordata; Actinopteri; Perciformes; Gasterosteidae
Exons: 2
Coding region: 333-1106 (257 amino acids)
Source: RefSeq, a predicted model, not a curated record